This is a messenger RNA of Cuculus canorus (common cuckoo), 5109 nucleotides long. It is a transcript of the gene MOV10L1, whose product is annotated as Mov10 like RISC complex RNA helicase 1. Gene Ontology annotation, molecular function: helicase activity. Lineage: Eukaryota; Metazoa; Chordata; Aves; Cuculiformes; Cuculidae. The transcript has 27 exons. Bases 41 to 3619 code for a protein of 1192 amino acids. The record is from RefSeq and is a predicted model, not a curated record.
AGGCGCGGGGGGAUCGCCGCGGGGUGUUGGGCGCUCAGCGAUGUUCGGCCUUUUUUCUAAGGUGCUCUCCUACUUUUGGAGACGCGUAGAUGAUGAGGAAGGAGAGGAGAGAUGGGCGGCCUCAGGUGACAAAUUAAAAACCAUACGAGGAGUAGUGACAAGACUUUGCCAUGAUUAUGGGAUGAUAGAUGACAUGAUAAUCUUCACAAGGGAUGCUGUUACAAAAAAUACGCUGCUGACUGUUGGACAGGAAGUUACUUGCAUUGUUGAAGAGGAUAAAACGUCAGGUGGCUUGAAGGCCAUCAGGGUGGAUGCUGUCUGGAAUACCUGGGGGGAGUCCGAUUCUACUUGUGGUGCUUCUGAAAUAAAUAUGAAAACAUUAAUUGGCAAUAUUACUGCUCUUUCUGAGAAUGGUGGCUAUAUUAAUCGGAAUACAUUUUUUGCCAUGGAAAGUGUCUGUGAAGGUUUCAAACCUCAUGAAGGUGACUGGGUGGAAGCAAAAUAUUUUAUUAACACAACAACAUGGAACAGUGAAGCAGUUGCUGUAAAGCCUUUGAGAUAUAAGCGAGUAGACAAGGUUCGCAUUUCCAGCAUCUGUGGAAGAAUUGGUACAGUAGAUGAGAGUAUAUUUUUCACUUUGGAUUCAUUGAUGCUUCCUGAUGGCUAUUCACCUCGUAGACAUGAUUUAGUGAACACGAUUGUGUUAGAGAGCAGUCAGUCAUGUUAUAUUUGGAGAGCUCUCUGCUUGGUGCCAGUCAGCCAGGAUGGACUAUCUCAGUCUAACGAAGCCAGUCUGGAUGAGACUUGCGAAGACUUAAUGACAGACAAAGGAGGGUUGGAAGUAUCAAGAAUGACUAAUUUUGGAACCCUCAAGCAGAGGGAUUCUAAAAGAAUGAUCAUUUGGAUAGAGAAUAAAGGGAGUGAACCGCAGUCCUUAAUCAGCUGCAGAUUAGCUGGAUGGGUGAAAGAGAAGCAGUUCAGUUUUCAUAUUCCUCAGAAAUGUGAGGACAGUCCAGAAACGUAUAUAUCAUCUUUUCCAAUAAACGAAGGAAGCCUCUCAAAACCUGAAAUUAAUUCAUAUAACGAGAGCAGAGGAACAGCAUCUGAGUCAUUGGAAGGAAUUCAUUCUGAGGAUACAAAUUUAUCAAAGGCAAAAGAGAGUUUUUCCUUGGUGAAAGAUGAAUAUCUACACAGUGGAGAAAAUGAGCAAAGAAAAGAUGUGGAACAAUCAAUAAAGCAUUUCAAUGUUACUGGAGAAAUUGUCAUACCGCCAGGUGGAAAAAUAUUCAUAGUGAUGAUAUGCACAGCCAUAAAUCCUGGAUACAGUAAAGAACUCCUGCUGCUUGGUUUUUCUGAUUUUACUAUUGGACGUUACAUUGAAGCCACUGUAACAACUGAAGAAGAAUUACUGAUAGCACCUGUGGAACCAUUUUGUCCAAGAAAGCCUAAAAUUGUUCCAGAGUCUCAGCCAAGUAAGACAACAGUAGUUGCCCCUCCACCCAAAAGAAAUAACAGGAGGCGGUUGCUGAGCUUUCUCCCGCCUUAUGUAAUACCAUAUGAAUUAAGAAAAUGUGUGGAGCAGAAGUUAGACAUACUGAGCUUUCAGCCUCUCCUAGCAGAGCAUCUUAAUCUAGAUAAUUAUAAAGCCCGCUUUUCUACCCUUUUGUGGCUUGAAGAUAUCAAUGCAGAAAUGGAGCUAAAAGACUUUAACAUGAGUGGAGUUACUUUGCAAAGGGAUGGGAACUUGUUUGUGUUGGAAGUGCCAGGCGUGGAAGAGGGCAGACCUCACCUGGUUGCAGGUGACAAGGUGAUACUGAAAAGUCAGGUCUACUCUGAGCAUAUAGUAGAGUAUGUUGCCUAUAUUACUGAGAUAUGUAAUAAAGAUGUUACUCUUAAACUUAAUGAAGGCUUUGAACAGGGUUACAACUCGGAACCCAUGGAUGUGGAAUUUGUUCACUCUAGGACUACUAGCAGGCGGUGCCAGCUGGCAGUUGAGCAAGCUGUUUACCUGGGUGAAAAAGUGUUAUUUCCGGAAAGGCUUGUCUUGCAAUCACCACAAGCUAUUAAGACCCAGUAUACUACUGAGUGUUGUGUUGUUGAUGAUGGACUUGAACAGUGUUCCCAGCAGGAAAGUAAGGCCAAAAAACUGCAGGACAAACAGGCAGAGUACAUGACAUCAUGGGAAGAGAACAUAGCAGGUGUGAUGAGAGUAGUUGCGCAAACAAGCCAACUUGUUGGUGAAUCUGUGACACCUAAACAGAGAGCUGGUGAAUUUUUCAAUCCUAUGCUGAAUGAGCAACAGAAACUGGCAGUGAAAAGAAUACUGAGCGGCGAAUGUCGUCCAACACCCUAUGUUCUUUUUGGACCACCAGGAACUGGAAAAACCUUAACAGUAAUUGAAACUAUUUUACAGAUACACUAUACUCUACCAGACAGUCGAAUUUUGGUUUGUGCACCAUCAAAUGCUGCAACGGAUAUGAUUUGCUUGCAACUCCAUCAAAGCAAUCUGUUGAAACCGGGAGCUAUGGUCCGAGUUAAUGCUAGCUGCAGGUCAGCAGAGCUUAUUGAUGACAUGGUGGAACCUUACUGCAGAGAUGGUGAAGACAUUCGGAAGGCGUUGUGGUUCAGGAUAGUAAUUACCACAUGCAGCAGUGCAGGAAUGUUUUAUCGACCAGAAGUACGGCUUGGACACUUCACUCAUGUGAUUCUGGAUGAGGCAGGGCAAGCAAGUGAACCAGAGAGCCUGAUUCCUAUUGGGUUGAUUUCAGAAGCUAAUGGACAGAUAGUUCUUGUUGGAGAUCCAAAGCAGUUGGGGCCAGUAAUAAAAUCUGAAAUUGCAGUGUCUUUUGGAUUAAAUGUGUCCCUGCUAGAAAGACUGACAUCAAGAGAGAUGUAUCUGAGAGAUGAGAAUGCUUUUAGUGCCUGUGGAGCAUAUAAUCCUUUGUUGAUCACAAAACUCGUAAAGAACUACAGGUCACAUUCUGCAUUGCUUGCCUUGCCAUCCAAAUUAUUUUAUCAUAAGGAGCUAGAAGCUUGUGCAGACCCUUCAGUAGUAACUUCUUUGUUGCGGUGGAAGAAAUUGCCCAGGAAGGGGUUUCCGUUAAUUUUUCAUGGAAUAAGGGGCUGUGAAAAACGUGAAGGUCACAGUCCUUCAUGGUUUAACCCAACUGAAGCAGUUCAAGUAAUGCAGUACUGUUGCCAUCUUGCUAAAAAUGAUAACGCUGCAGUGUCAGUGACUGAUAUUGGAGUGAUUGCACCAUAUCGUAAACAGGUGGAAAAAAUUAAAUUUCUUCUGAGAAGUAUUGAUUUGGCAGACAUUAAAGUUGGCACAGUAGAAGAAUUUCAAGGGCAGGAGUACAUGGUUAUCAUCUUAUCAACGGUGCGAUCUUAUGAAAGCCUGUUUGGUGAUGAUGGAUACCGUUUGGGCUUUGUCUCUGACCCAAAGAGAUUUAACGUAGCAAUCACUAGAGCGAAAGCUUUGCUGAUUGUCGUGGGAAAUCCUCAUGUUCUUGUGAAAGAUCCCUGUUUUUGUGCACUGUUACAAUACAGUUUAAUUAAUAAAGCUUAUGUGGGCUGUGACCUGCCUUCAGAGUUGGAAUGCCUGGAGAAGUGUGACUAGUUUUUCAGAGUUCAAGAUGCAUUCAGAAUGCUUAGCAGAAGUUUGAUCUCAAGCAAAUCCAGCACCUUUUGACCUCAGAGAAAGGCACAUGUUCCGAAAUGGUUUGAAGUUUUCAAUACUUCUUUUUUUUAACAAGUUAAAAAGUUGAAAUUUAAAAGAGCAGUGGCAGCUUAUUUGCUUUUCUGCUUAAAAUGUAUAUGACUUUAUGCCUCUGCAUAUUACAGUAUGCCUGAAUCCUCCAAGCUUCAGAAGAAAAAUAUAGAUUAACUCAUUAAGUUAAUGCUUCCUUUCUCUAUAUUUUUUUUUCAGCUCCUUAAUUUCUUUUUUUUGUUGUGCCUUCUAAAACUGGCGUGUCCCAAGAACGUGUUUGUGUUUUGUAAUUUUUUUAUGGGAGUGUUACAGCAAUAUAUAUACACAAUGUGAACUGUCAGAUGGUGCCUCAAAUGGUGGGUUGUAAAAGAAAAUUAAAACAGUGCCUUUGGUUUCUACAAGUACAAUGUAGAAUGAGGUAUCUUGGUUUAUUUUUGACAACAUUAAAAAUAACUGAUGGGUUAGCAGUAUUUCUGUAUCAUCUUCUCUGGGUGCUGUGCUCUCUCUUAAACAAGUUAUUUUUCCCUUUCUUGUCCUCUCCUUGGUCGUUAAGUCUUGCCACAGUUCUUUAGGAAUAGCUGGACAGGUAACCUCUGGGUUUAGGAACGGCCAGUACAACAAGAUGGCUUUCUAUAACAGACAAAUAUUUUGGAUAGUCCUAUAGCCUACAGAGAAACAAAUGGAGGGGAAAGGGGGACAGCAAGCUCUUGUUUGAUUGUUUACAGUCCAUUCCUAUCACACCCAUUCCUGGUAUGCACUGUGCUACUUUCCUUUGCAAUGCAGGAAUGCAAUGCACAAUAUAUAGAUACUGCAACUGGUAAGAUGGCAAACACGGUAAGAUAUCAAAGCCAGAUACUAUGUAAGGGCACACUGUACUGGGUUCUCCUUACUCUAUGACACACAAUUAUCUCUUGCCCAACCUAUACUGUGUUUAUCCAGUCUGAGUUGCAGCUGUGUUUGAGCAGCACUCUAGGCUGUUCAGCCCACCCUCUUUGACAUGGUAUUUUGCUGCUUAAAUUGCUUUCUGUCAUGACAGAAUAAAUGGUUUGUGUUGUUGCAGUGUGAUGCUGAAAAUACCAUGCCAAUAUUCUACAUCAAACAAGGGACAUUGUUUAACUAAGAGUCUGUCCUAAUUUUUGCCUAUUGAAAGACCUUUUGCUUCAGGACUGCAUUAUGAUGUACUGCAGCUCAAAAACCACUGCUUAAACUUGCUGCUGACUUUGCUCACCAUCAGUGUGCUCAUGCUCUUUCUAAACAACAGUGGAGAGAUGGACGACAUGGCAGAGGAUUAAUUGUGUUGUGAUACUUAAUAGCUAGAAGUUGUUAAUCUUUUAAUUGUAAGAGUUUCCAUGUUGACAUCAGUUUCUACAAAAAUAAAGUACUUAUCUUCCAUAUUGUGC